UCAUCCAGGGCCAGCCCAGGAUAGACUCCCUAGCAGGGUUGGCCCAGCCUAGGCCAGGCCACUAGGCGGAGAGGGAAUUUCCUUUGGCACCCUCCCCCUUAGGAACCUGUCUGGACGAUUUUAGUUCAGGGAAGGCGGGUGCAGAGCCUGGUAGGCUGCAGCUCGGGCCAGCAGGCUGCUCUGUUUGCUGCUUGAAGAGCAAGAUCGGACUGCAGGGUGGGACGGCUGUGCCUCGGCCUCCCCAGCGCUGGGGAUCCACCCCACAACAUGUUUAUGUGGGUGAGCCCUUGACGAGCUACGUUCCCAGCCCUGACCUUAUUUGAACGCUUUCAUGUUUAUGAGUGGAAGCUGCUGGUCUCAGCGACUACGUAUAGGAAUCUAAUGUCCGGCCCUGGGUCACGUGCGGGUGGAGGGAGGACCAGGCCGAUGGCUGCUGCUGACGAUGUAGAGAUGGAGACUGUGAAUCUGAAUACCGAGAGCGCGGGGAAGGAAGAGCUGGAGGAGGAGAAGCUGAGGGAGGACGGCGAAGGCAAAGACUUCCCCAGGAGCAGAAAGGUCCACAGGAUUGUCUCGAAGUGGAUGCUUCCAGAGCCAGUCCGAAGAACAUACCUGGAGCGAGCCAACUGCCUCCCGCCGCCACUCUUCAUCAUCUCCGUCAGCCUGGCCGAGCUGGCCGUGUUUGUUUACUAUGCUGUGUGGAAGCCUCAGAAACAGUGGAUCACUCUGGACAAGGGGAUCUUGGAAAGUCCCUUAACUUACCUCCCCGAGAAGAGGGAAGAAGCCUGGAGGUUUAUCUCAUACAUGCUGGUCCACGCCGGAGUCCAGCACAUCGUGGGCAAUCUUUUCAUGCAGCUUGUUCUGGGCAUCCCCUUGGAAAUGGUCCACAAAGGCCUCCGAGUGGGGCUGGUGUACCUGGCAGGAGUCCUUGCAGGGUCCCUCGCCAGCUCCAUUUUUGACCCCCUUAAGUCUCUCGUGGGUGCUUCAGGAGGAGUCUAUGCACUGAUGGGAGGCUAUUUUAUGAAUGUUAUAGUGAAUUUUCGAGAAAUGAUUCCUGCCUUUGGGAUCUUCAGACUGCUUGCCAUCAUCCUGAUAAUUGCACUGGAUAUGGGAUUUGCUCUCUACAGAAGGUUCUUUGUCCCUGCAAAUGGGUCUCCGGUAUCCUUUGCUGCGCACAUCGCGGGCGGAUUUGCUGGGAUGUCCAUAGGUUACACCGUGUUCAGCUGCUUUGACAAGACACUGCUCAAAGACCCCAGGUUCUGGGUGGCAAUUGCUGCCUAUGUCAUUUGUCUCUUAUUUGCUGUGUUUUUUAAUGUCUUCCUGUCCCCAGCGAACUGACUCACCUCUAAUGUAAGCUUAUGAAAAGUGCCACAUUGGGGGGAAAUGGAAAACAUGAAGAAACGCAGACAUCCCAGCGUAAAGAAGAUGGGACAGCACCCUAUUCAUCACCUCUGAGGGGAGCUUCCAAUAAGAGAGAGAGAAAGCUAGGAACCAAAGACCGAGUCUUUCAUGCAUAGAGUAUGCAUGUAUUAUCCUAUGACGGAGACUUAUAUCUUAUUUGAUAGACUCCACGAGAACUGUAUUAUCCUGAGAAUAAACCCUUUUCAUAUCUA
Molecule: messenger RNA, 1610 nt
Organism: Alexandromys fortis (reed vole)
Lineage: Eukaryota; Metazoa; Chordata; Mammalia; Rodentia; Cricetidae
Gene: Rhbdl2
Product: rhomboid like 2
Exons: 9
Coding region: 382-1335 (317 amino acids)
Cellular component (GO): membrane
Molecular function (GO): serine-type endopeptidase activity
Source: RefSeq, a predicted model, not a curated record